This is a messenger RNA of Manihot esculenta (cassava), 1435 nucleotides long. RefSeq names its product homeobox-leucine zipper protein HAT4. The coding region runs from base 214 to 1080 and encodes 288 amino acids. Gene Ontology annotation, molecular function: DNA-binding transcription factor activity, RNA polymerase II-specific; sequence-specific DNA binding. The record is from RefSeq and is a predicted model, not a curated record. Gene Ontology annotation, biological process: regulation of DNA-templated transcription. NCBI's taxonomy places the organism in Eukaryota, Viridiplantae, Streptophyta, Magnoliopsida, Malpighiales, Euphorbiaceae. Gene Ontology annotation, cellular component: nucleus. The transcript has 4 exons.
UUUCUUCUUUCUAUAUAAUCUCCCACGCCCCUCUCCUCCAAAACCCACCCUUCUCUCUUUCAACCCAAACCGCAGAUCCUUCAUAUCUCUGCCUUCUUUUCUUUCUUUCCUUGCUGCACACAAACAACCAACUCUUUCUCGGAUAUACCUCUACUCGUGUAAUAACAUUUAUUACUACCUGUUUUCUUAGCUUCUUGUUGGUAAACCAGGAAAAUGACGGUUGAGAAAGAAGAUUUGGGUUUGAGCUUAAGCUUGAGUUUUCCUCAAAAUUACCAUUCUUUGCAGCUCAAUCUCAUGCCUUCCCUUGUCCCAUCUUCUCAAAGGCCUUCAUGGAAUGACACCUUAAGCCUUCCUUCUUCAGAUCCAAACUCUGAUUCAUGCCGUGCCGACACGAGGUCCUUUCUGCGAGGAAUUGACGUGAACCGGCUGCCAUCAACAGCUGAUUGCGAGGAUGAAGCGGGUGUCUCAUCCCCGAACAGUACGGUAUCGAGUGUAAGUGGAAAGAGAAGCGAGAGGGAAGGGAAUGGAGAUGAUCAAGACAUGGAGAGAGAUUGUUCUCGUGGAAUCAGCGAUGAAGAAGAUGGCGAUACCUCAAGAAAGAAGCUCAGGCUCUCCAAGGAUCAGUCUGCUAUCCUUGAAGAGAGCUUCAAAGAGCACAACACUCUCAAUCCCAAGCAGAAGUUGGCAUUGGCUAAGCAGCUGGGCCUGAGACCUAGACAAGUAGAGGUGUGGUUUCAGAACAGAAGGGCAAGGACCAAGUUGAAGCAGACUGAGGUUGACUGUGAGUUCUUGAAGAGAUGCUGUGAGAAUCUAACCGAAGAAAACAGACGGUUGCAAAAGGAAGUUCAGGAACUGAGAGCACUGAAACUCUCCCCACAGUUCUACAUGCAAAUGACCCCACCCACCACCCUCACCAUGUGCCCUUCAUGUGAGCGUGUUGCUGUCCCACCAUCCGCAUCAUCAACCGUCAAUCCUCGGCCCCACCCACACAUGGGCCCCACUCUCCACCACAGGCCCAUCCCCAUCAACCCGUGGGCCCCAGCUGCAGCUCCGUUUGAUGCCCUGCGUCCUCGGUCGUGAUUAAGAACCAUAAAGAAGGACAUUUUGGUCAUUGGGACAUGACAUCGGAAGGGAAAAAAAAAAAGUUGCCGGGAUGUGUACUGUGCGAAGGGGGCAAGAAGCAGCUGUAAUAGCGUAGCUCAUGCAUAUUUCUUGUGUUAAAAGUCAUAGGUCUAAGAUAUGGUGGUUGUGGAGGGUGAUUUGGUGGGUCUCCAUGUUUUGUAUUAUUGACCCAUCAUCAAUCUCGUUGAGCAAGGGUUUGACAUAUUAGUUUAAUCUUUUUUUUAGUGCUAAUUAGUUACUAAUUAAUUUGGAUAUGUAAAGUGCAAAUCAAUCUCUAAUUAAAUUAUAUUUUAACUGAUUUAAGUCAAGCAAA